Molecule: messenger RNA, 1524 nt
Organism: Bactrocera oleae (olive fruit fly)
Lineage: Eukaryota; Metazoa; Arthropoda; Insecta; Diptera; Tephritidae
Gene: Syx13
Product: syntaxin 13
Biological process (GO): intracellular protein transport; vesicle fusion; vesicle-mediated transport
Cellular component (GO): synaptic vesicle; SNARE complex; endomembrane system
Molecular function (GO): SNARE binding; SNAP receptor activity
Source: RefSeq, a predicted model, not a curated record
AGACUUGUUGCAGUACGGCAACGCUAUAACGCCAAGUGUCAGUAUUUUUGUGUGGAAAUUGGUUUAUUUUCAUUGCUAUCGUACAAUCAUUAUUAAGCCAACGAAUUUUUCCAUAAAAGUACCAACUUGUUUAGUCUGUAAAUAAUUUCACAUUGUGCUUUAAUCGAUAAGUGCGCUGUUGGUAAGUGCAAAAUUCAGUAGGCGAAACUAUUUUCAAUAAGCACGCAGUGUCUAAAGCAGUACAAGGAGUUUAAGAGCACACAAUACUUACAUUGAAUUCUAACGCAGUCUUUGUGCGCAUAGCGCUUGUGAAACACAGUGAUGUCACGCAAUUUAAACAAUCCACCCGUUGGGCAUCGUGAUUAUGGCGCUACGUCGAGUAGCACCAAUGCUAUUAUGCCAGAUGUGAGUUUUUCGGGUUUCAGUCCAACUGAAUUCAUGUCGCUGAGUGAAGAUAUUGGACAAAAUAUCAGUGCUGUAAAUUCAAGCUCACGACAAUUGGAGAAAAUACUUAAAGUAAUUGGUACACGCCGUGAACAGCAGGCUACACGUGACAUGGUACAUAAUAUACAUGCCGAAGCAAAUACGCGCAUCGAUACGAUCAGUCGUGAUAUACAAAGAUUAACAGCAGUUGUUAGACGUGGUGACAAACAACAGAAGCUGCAAUUGGAGAAGUUGACCAAUGAUUUUCGCAAUGUUGUGGAGAAAUAUUCAUCUGUGCAGAAGCGAAUCACUGCGGCUAUGCGUCAAAGUAUUGAACAGUUGGGACAACAACAGGAUGAGCAAGCAGAAGCAGAGCGUGCAGGAUUUCUUCAGCAACAGGAACAAAUAACAGCUGGAUUACAAUUCGAACAAGAUAUGCUGGUGGAUCGCGAACGUCAGCUGCGUCAGAUUGAAGCUGACGUGCUGGACGUGAAUGCGAUCAUGCGCCGCGUUUAUAAUAUUGUACAAACUCAGGGUGAACAAGUUGAAAAUAUCGAAAAUAGCGUUGAAAACGCUGCUACGGACGUGGAAUUGGGACGUGAGGAAUUAGCUAAGGCUUCACAGCAUCGUCGUAGCUAUCGUCGCAAAAUUCUAAUACUUUUAGCAAUCGCUGUGAUAAUAGGAUUAAUUGUGACGGGCAUUAUUGUAGCAAAGUUAACUAGUUAAUUUGUUAUACUUAUUGUUUGUAUGUACGUGUUUAAAUGUUUAGAUGAUUACAGCUAAAUAAUAUGUUAUAUUGAAAAUUCAGUCUCAAAGGACUACUUUUUGGUGAACAAAGUGGGCCAACACGCACACAAUUAUAAUUACGACUAUUCGCUUUUUCGAGAGACAUGUGGUCAACUAAUAUUUUGUAUUAAUGUAAAUGUAUGUUUAGUAGUGUUGAUAAUAAUAUAUAAAGAUUUAAGAAAUCAUAUAAAAACAAAUGCUACAAACGAAUGAAAUACAUAAAUAUGUUUAACCAAUAAAUAUAUAAUACAUAUUCGCUUCUAUAUAAACAGAGAAGCGAAGAAGAAUAGAGAAGGAGCAAAUGUUAACUGAAAA